AUGAAGUCUACAAAGGAAAUCCAGGCCUUCAAGCCGGCUAGCGCCUCUCAACUUAGAGACCAAGAAUCUGGUACACAGAUUUCCAUUAGCACCGCUACCGAGGCGGCCUAUGUUCGUAAGAUGGACUACUGGUUACUUCCAUUCAUGAGCAUCAUGUAUUUCUUCAACGCUGUUGACAGAAGCAACCUUGGAAAUGCUGAAACAGACGGAAUGAGCAAAGAUCUGAAUUUUGUGGGAGAGCAGUACUCUCUGUUGAUUUUACUUUUCUACAUACCAAAUGGCCUUUGCGAUCUCCCGCUCAACCUCUUGACGAAGAAGUUCUCAGGUCGCAUCAUGCUCCCGGCUUUGAUGGUCGGAUGGGGUGCCAUGGCGCUUCUGCAGGCUGCUUGCAAAAACUUCGGUGGCAUGUUGGCCAUUCGUCUCCUGUUAGGUGCAUUUGAAGCAGGAUUCUUUGCUGGGGCAGUAUUCUACCUGACUCUAUUUUACACUAGGGGUGAACUGGGCUUUCGAAUUGCACUCUUCUUUGGGAGUGCUCUGUUGGCGAGUGCAUUUUCUGGUUUGAUCUCCUUCGGGGUGUUCCGGAUUCAACACCCACAUGUUCAUGGUUGGAUGUGGCUAUUUAUCAUCGAAGGGGCUUUGACUGUGGUGUUUGGAAUCAUCGCUUUCUGGUGGUUACCGGCGAAUGCUCAAACAGCCUGGUUUUUGAACGACGCAGAGCGAGAAGUCGCCACUCUAAGAUCACUUCGCGAUGGAACGCGCGGUGUUGAAGAGGAAUUCAGUUUUAAAGAGUGUUUCCGCACUUGGAGCGACUGGAAAUUUCCCAUUUGGUGCAUUGUCAGCCUAACCUAUCCUGUUGCAUUCGCAACCACCGCCAACUUUCUCCCGUUGGUCAUCCGGCGUUUGGGAUACAACACGGUUACAACGAACCUUCUCACAGUGCCACCCAAUGUGGUGGGAUUUCUGGUUCUACUGGCAGUGACUUACAGCUCAGACCGAAAUCGAGAGAGAACAUUCCACAUCGUGGGGAGUCUCACUCUCAGCUUGAUAGGCCUCAUCAUAUUGGUUGUUAUCGAUGCCAGAUCUCACAUUGGUGUCGCCUACUUUGCGACAUUUCUGCUCACUUCAGGAGCAUACAUUCCGUCUUGCUUGGUUCAUAGCUGGCAUAAUAACAACAAUCUCAGUGAGAACUCACGGGCUGCGACGACGGGCCUACUGGUAGGUCUUGGAAAUUUGGGCGGUAUUCUGUCUGCUGCUACAUUUCGGACCACUUACGCUCCCCGUUAUGCUCCUACGCUGAUAGCCACAGCUGGAUGUAAUGUGGUGUGCAUUGUUUUUACUCUGUGGCUUGGAAUUUCUAUGAGACGAGAAAAUGCCAGAAGAAACAAAGACCAGGGCAUCACCCUGAGAGCCGAAGAUGUAGAGACAAGGGAUCUGUCAGAGGGUGAAAAAGAUCCUCGAUGGCGAUUUUUUGUCUGA
Messenger RNA from Colletotrichum truncatum, 1476 nucleotides. RefSeq names its product major facilitator superfamily transporter. Lineage: Eukaryota; Fungi; Ascomycota; Sordariomycetes; Glomerellales; Glomerellaceae. Gene Ontology annotation, biological process: transmembrane transport. The record is from RefSeq and is a predicted model, not a curated record. Gene Ontology annotation, molecular function: transmembrane transporter activity. Gene Ontology annotation, cellular component: membrane.